Aphidius gifuensis is the source of this 874-nucleotide messenger RNA. Its product is annotated as dynein regulatory complex subunit 2. Gene Ontology annotation, cellular component: axonemal dynein complex; axoneme. The annotation marks the transcript as partial. The transcript is spliced from 5 exons. Gene Ontology annotation, biological process: cilium-dependent cell motility; axonemal dynein complex assembly; regulation of cilium movement. NCBI's taxonomy places the organism in Eukaryota, Metazoa, Arthropoda, Insecta, Hymenoptera, Braconidae. The record is from RefSeq and is a predicted model, not a curated record.
AAAAAUGCCAGCAAAGAAAAAAAAAGGUAAAGGAUCAAAACUAACACGAAUGAAUGAAGAAGAAAAAUUACGAUAUCUUCAACAUCGUGCUGAAAUUGAGCUAGAAGCUAAACGUAGAAAACAACAAUUAAUUUCUAUAUUUACAAAGAAUAAAUUAAAACGUGAAGAAGCAUUUUCACGUUUAAAUACAGCAAAAAUAAAUGAACAAUGGCGUUUUAAUUUACGACAAAUAAAAUGUAAAGAACUUGAUGAUGAGAUAAAAUAUCUUUGGUCAAAUUUUGAUAGAAAAAUUAAAUUAAAAAAUGAACAAAUUGAUAAUUUAAAUGUUGAAUUAAUAAAUGCAAAUUUAGAUCAUAAUAAACUUCAAGAAUCACAUAUGAAAAUUAUUGAUAAAUUAAUUUUACAACAUGUUGAAUAUUUAAAUAAAAUACAUGAUGAUUAUAAAAAAUCAAUAAUAAAUAUACAAUUAAAUGAUUUAAAUGAAAUGAUUAUAAUUAAAAAUAAACUUUUAUCAAAUACAUAUUCAAGAAAUUCAAUGAAUACAUAUUAUAUUCAGCAUACAAUGGAAGAAACAAUUGACAAUGUUAAUCAACAACUUGGUAAUAAAAUAAGCAAACUUUGGUCAUUAUUAAUUGAAACAAUAACAGAUUAUCAAAAACAAACGAGUUUAAAAAAAAAACAAUAUGAUAUUCUAAAAGAAUCAGAUGAUAAACACAAAAUAGAAACAUUACAAUUAAAAAAAUACGAAUCACAACUUGAAUUAUCAAUUGAAAAGAUCAAAAAUAAACAAAUUGAAUUUAAUGAAACGUUAUUUAAAAUUUGUACAAAUUUAGCUGAACCAAAUUUAUUAGCGACAAUUAAAAAAUAUGAUUUA